Daphnia pulicaria is the source of this 1765-nucleotide messenger RNA. RefSeq names its product trypsin-1-like. The transcript is spliced from 8 exons. NCBI's taxonomy places the organism in Eukaryota, Metazoa, Arthropoda, Branchiopoda, Diplostraca, Daphniidae. Gene Ontology annotation, biological process: proteolysis. Gene Ontology annotation, molecular function: serine-type endopeptidase activity. The record is from RefSeq and is a predicted model, not a curated record. Bases 770 to 1765 code for a protein of 331 amino acids.
GUGGACAAUUUCGUCGGCAUAGCAACUGACAAAUAAUAAAUCAAGAAGAAGCAAUCAUUACGAAUGUGUUCUUUUAAAUGUUAAGUGCCCCAGCCCCCUUUAUUUACUCACACUUGAAGUAAAAUAAUAUGAGUCAUAAUCGAUAAUCAACAGUCAACAACAGUCAAAUUUAGAUGAGAUAAUUUUCUUCGGUUACAAAAAAAAGGUCAUUUUGACCAAAAUGUAUUUAUAAUUUUAACGAAUGGCAGUUGGACCAGUUAAAGACAUAACAAAUAAACUCAAAGCUGUUUUUGUUUUUAUUUUAUAACAACGGCAGAGAUAUCGGUUGAACUUUGAAAUACCAAAGAGAUAAGCUUUCGUUUCUAGUGUGACAAAUGUAACUAGUAACUACGCGGAUUCAUGCGACAAAUUAUAAUCUGAUUAAAGAUUAUUUAUGAAACCUUGCUUGCUCCCCUAUUUGUGUAGAUAUAGUAAUUUCUGCAUUUCUGAUCUAAUUGGUUUUUUUUUUUUUUCAAAUUUAUUUUAUAAUUCCAUUGACCUGUGGUAAACUUUGACCUCUUCACCCCCAUCCGCCAGAGCAACGGAUUCUCGGAAAAACAAAAAAUGAUAAUGACCUUUUCUGCGAAAUAAAACUCAAAAGAACUCUACUUUGCUUGCGGCAAAUUCAUCAGUCUAAGUUGAACUAUUGGCCUCUACGUUCUUCCUGUAUUUGCACGGGCUUUCUUCGGUUGACUCUUCUAGUUAGUAAAAGUUAACGAUUCCGGCGGAAAUGAAGUUCGUUGUGCUGCUUGCUACCUUCGUUGUCUGCUGUUCUACCGUGAUUUCCGAAUCCGUGACGUCAUCACCUCACAGGAGCGCCUCGCUCAUUAUGAAUAAUAGAGGAAGCUAUCAAAGGAUUCCACAGGAGAAAAUCGUAGGAGGGACAAUAGUCGUGCCCAAUUCGCUUCCAUUCCAGGUUUCCAUACAGCGCCGGAGUGACGCCGGAUCUCGCUGGGCUCAUUACUGCGGAGGAGUUAUUCUUGAUGCUAAUGUCGUCAUCACUGCCGCCCAUUGCGUCUCCGGGAUUGAUGACACCUCUUUGCGCGUAGUCGCCGGAGAGCACAGUCUCUCCAUCAACAGCGGACAUGAACAGGAUGCAUUUCCCGUUUCAUUUAUCGUGCACGAAGAAUACGAUACCGAUCAUUUCAAAAACGACAUCGCCCUUAUUUUCAUGAACCAAGCUCCUUUGGAUCUCAGUGUGCCUUCUGCCAAACCAAUUAACUUACCGGAGCCUACCUCUCAGUACGAUCCGCCAGCUGGAACUCACGUCAACGUAUCCGGAUGGGGAUUCACGAAUUCUGCAUCCUGGUCAAAUGACAGGCUCUCCGACCUUCUCCGAAGUGUCAACAUCACGGUGGUUUCCGACCAAGUUUGCGACAAGGCUUACGGUGGUGAUUCCGAAAAUCGAAUCGUUCUUCCAUCGAUGAUGUGUGCUGGUGACAUGAAAAAGGGCGGCCUUGAUUCUUGUCAGGGAGACUCUGGCGGCCCGCUGUUCACAGGCAGUGGUGAGACGGCCGUCCUUUACGGAAUUGUCUCCUGGGGCGAAGGAUGCGCUUUAGCUUCUUAUCCUGGUAUCUACACUCAGGUGUCUUACUUCUUAGACUGGAUUGCAGCCAACCAAAGGGUUUAUUCCAACUACUUUAAUUGGCCGCAUCUCCGCCAUCUCUCAACUCGAUCAAUGCCAACACCCGAUUUCAAACAUGUUCGAACUGUGUCGACAUCAUAA